Heterobilharzia americana is the source of this 1759-nucleotide messenger RNA. Lineage: Eukaryota; Metazoa; Platyhelminthes; Trematoda; Strigeidida; Schistosomatidae. The record is from the annotation of a GenBank genome assembly.
UGCAGGUGGCGGCGGUAGUGGUGGCUAUAUGGGCUCUGGGGUUGGAGGUGUAGGAUUCUAUAUGGGUGGACCUUCACCGAUUGACCGUAGACCUUAUAAUGCUGCCUCCAUUCCUAAGCCUUUCUAUGGUGGAUAUCGGGAUGAUAACUACAAUAGACGAUCGGACCGACGUGACGAUUUUCGUGGCGGUAAGCGUGGUCAGCCGAAAGGUCGUAGUCCGGAGAAACGUUACCAUGACAGUCCGUCAGCCCAGCGUAAAGACCUCAGACCUUAUGGGAAACGUCAGUCAUCCUUUGCACGCUAUGAAGUGAAGAUUCCGAAAAGUCUGUUCAAUGUAUCAUCGUCAUCACUACCUGAUCUUCGACAUCGCUACCCUCGUCUCAAUAUAUCUGCAGACUUCUACGAAUGCACAUCCUCAUGGGUGGAUUCAUUCCCCAUGCACAAGCCGUUUGAACUAGGAAGUGGGACUGAUUACCAUGUUUUCCAUCGGGACGUUGAUCCUCCCACUCAGCCCGACUCCGCUCUCCUGGUUCCUCCUGACGCCGACUAUUCCUACUCAGCUAGGGUUAUGCUAAUGGCAUGCCCACAACUCGGUGAGUUAUAUAAGAAUACUUGUCGUAUGGCCGACGAUGCUAGUGGAGCUGACAAGGUUCUUCCCGACAAGAGUAUACACUUCUUGGUCGGUGGUCGUGCGAAAAGUGAGACUAUGGCCCUUGGUGGACCCUGGUCACCAAGCCUAGACGGACCCGAUCCGCUGGGAGAUCCAAGGACACUUAUCAACACAGCUAUCCGGACGUUCAAAGGCUUGACUGGAUUAGACUUGUCCUCUUGCACCGAAUGGGUCAGGUUCAUGGAGCUCAAGUAUUAUCGUAUGCCUGACACCAAAGCCCCAGCUUUCACAGAAGCUGAGGAAGAAAGAGAUAUCACGUCAGAGCGUCCCGAGGUUGUGGUGUUCUUCAUACCUAACGCAGCUCAUCUACUUCCAUCAGAAGAACAGUGGGCUAAAACCAAGGAAUACUACAACUCUAUACUACAGAAACUGUUGACCGAUGAAAAGGCUGAGCAGGAUGGAGUGCCUGAGCAGGCAGAUGGAGAGGCAAGCGUUGCAGAUGCGAGUAUGGAUGAACCUGAAGAGUCGGGCACACGCUCAGAUAUGGAGCCAACCCACUAUUCGAAACUCGAUGUAAAUACCUUGAAGGUUAAUGACUUGCGUAACGAACUGGCGGCUAGGAAGUUGGAUACUAAGGGCCUUAAAGUUAAUCUAGUGGCCCGCUUACAGAGUGCUCUGGAUGAGGAGAAGAAAGCAGAUGCCCCGGAAGAUUUACAGGUUGAUGAGGAGUCCAAAGCCGAACAGACUCCGAAUAAGACCGCUUCGCCGUCUGCGACGCAAUCAAAGGAUGAUUCAAAGGAUCUCUCUGAAAAAGAACGCCGGCGUCUGGAACGCCUCUACCGUCUUGGUGAUAAGCCAGCCAUCGUAAUCCAUCCAAACAAGUCCGCUAAGGGAGGUCGUUUCGACUGCCAUCGUGUUUCUUUGUUCUCUCUCCUCGACUAUCGUACCGAAGACCAAAAAGAGCACAACUUUGAAGUGUCCCUGUUCGCUGAACAGUUCCAUGAAAUGCUCCAGCGAGAUGCAGCCUUCACAAUAUUCAAGGCGAUUCACGAUGCGCCUGAGAAGGAAAUUAAACCUGAACAAGAUGGAAAGUACGACGAUAUUCUGCGUAACGUAGAUGUAUUUAGGUCACAAUUAUUAAUUAGUUGA